CGCGGCGCGCUACUUAUCCCCGGCCUCUCCGCCCUGAGCCGCCUUGGUUUUCGCUCUGGUCCCCGGCCACCACGCCGCGCCGCCCCUGCUCCACCUCGCCCCUCCAAAGCAGUCCUCCUCCUCGUACCAGCGCAUAGAUCCUUCUCCGCCAGCCAGCGCGGCGGGGCCAUGGGCCGGCGCAGGUUCCGGCUCGCCGACAUGAUGCCCAACUCCUGGUUCUACAAGCUCCGCGGCAUGCGCCGCGCGCGGGGCCACGCGGGCGGGGCCGCGAGCGCAAUGCCGCCGCCACCGUCGCCGUCGCCGUCGCCGCGGACGGCGAGGGCCGCGUCGUCUCCGCGGCGCGGGCCCGCGGCGCUCCCGCACAGGACGUCGUACUACUACCCCACCCGGGACCGGGAGCUCCCGGCCCCGCGGCCGAGGCCCGCCGCCGACACGGAGGAGGAUCGUGAGCUCCCCCACCUGGAAUCUCCUCACACCUACUGCCCCUCCAGCGCCGGCCUGGAGGCUUUGGGCGCCGUGGUGCGCGACGCUCCCCAGCGCCGGCGGGACAUGUACGUGGGGCGCGACGGCAGCGACGACGACGACGAGGUCCGCAGGCCGACGGUGACCGCGCCAUCGGAGGACAGCCUGAGCGGCGGCGGCAAGGUGAUAGCUUCGGACACGGACAUCGUCAUCGACCUCCGUGGCGAGGGCACCGCCGAGCGGGUGCUCCGGUCGAUCGUGACCAAGCCGGCGAGAAGGGAGGUGGUCCGGUACGAGCUGAAGGACUGGCACGUCGACGGCGGCGAGGCGACGCCGAGAGCCAGCUCUGCCUCGGAGCAGGGCAGCAGGGGCCACCCGAGGCGGUCGUCCGUCUCCACGGGGUGCCGCCUCAGGACGCGCGUCAACACCCCGCGGCUGGCGUCCGCCAGAACCAGGAAGAGCAAGCCGGCGACGCCGCCAGCGUCGCCGCGGAAGAAGACGACGCCAGCGCCCCCGCCCCCGCCGCCGCUCGCGGAGAGCUUCGCGGUGGUGAAGGCGUCGGCCGACCCGAGGCGCGACUUCCGCGAGUCGAUGGAGGAGAUGAUCGCGGAGAAGGGCAUCCGCGACGCGGCCGACCUGGAGGACCUGCUGGCCUGCUACCUCGCCCUCAACGCCGCCGAGCACCACGACCUCAUCGUCGAGGUGUUCGAGCAGAUCUGGGCGGGCCUCGCCGCCGGCGCCUACCCGUGAUGAGCGAAAGACGACGACGGCCAUGGAUGAGGUCGUCACGUCACGUCACCCCGUCGUGCUCCGGCUGCAUGCUCGAUCAGUAUGCGUCCAUUCCCAGCCGCGGAUUAACUAGCAUUAGUUCUUGACUCGUUGUUAAUUAAAUUAAUGGCCGCAAUGAGAAAGAAGUUAAAUAAAUCUUGGCUCGAUCCGCGAAAGGUUUGGUUCUUU
Molecule: messenger RNA, 1419 nt
Organism: Panicum virgatum (switchgrass)
Lineage: Eukaryota; Viridiplantae; Streptophyta; Magnoliopsida; Poales; Poaceae
Product: transcription repressor OFP4-like
Exons: 1
Coding region: 169-1212 (347 amino acids)
Biological process (GO): negative regulation of DNA-templated transcription
Molecular function (GO): DNA binding
Source: RefSeq, a predicted model, not a curated record